UCUGGGUAGCCUGGCUCCGCCCUCCUACGUGUUUCCGCUUAAUUUUCAUUGCUGUGUAGAGUUUUGUUUUCUCCUGCAAAAAUCUGCAGGUCCAAUCAGCGAACAGAGGGGGGUUGGCUAAGAACGAUGACGUUGAGGUUGUGCGCCAGACUGAGUUGUAGUUCAGUAAUGGCUGCGGGAAAAGAUGCAAGCAAUGCUAUUAGGUCCGUCGUGGCAACGCAGUCGAAUAUCAAAAAUUUACAGCCGGAGCAAGAACAAGCUUUGCUAAGUUUUGUUAGUGGCCAUGACGUUAUGGCCCUCCUCCCGACAGGGUUCGUGAAAAGUUUGAUUUUCCAGCUCGCUACGUUAGUGGUGAAGGAGAUGGCUAAAGCUAGUGGUGCAAAGCCUAUAGUUGUUGUCGUCUCGCCUCUUGUUGCACUUUUGGAGGACCAGGUGAAGGAGGCAGAGAAGUUGGGAGUUCGUGCUGGGCAGCUCGGCGUGCACGAUGACCGUGACAUUUUGGAAGGACGCUUGAGCCUGGUGUUCGGGAGCCCCGAGUCCUGGCUGCUGAACAACAAAUGGCGACGAAUGCUAGCCUCGACCGUAUACCAUGAUAACCUCGUUGGAAUAGUCGUGGACGAGGUCCACGUUACAUACAAAUGGGGCGAGGCUGUCAAAGGCGAGUCGGCAUUCCAAGACAGUUUUGCCAAGCUCGGAGAGCUAAGAUCUAUCACCAAGGAAGGUACACCUGUUUUAGCACUGACUGCCUCAGCUGACAUCAAGUCCAGAAGCAGAGUCAUCCGACUACUUCAUAUGGACAAUGCUGUUCAAAUCAUCGCUAGUCCCAACAAGACAAACAUCCCUCUUGGAUUGUGCAAGGUGCCGAACCAUCAGAUGAACUGCCUAGACUGGAUAGACUGCGAAACGCUGAGAUCAGUGGGGAGAGUUUUCUCAUACCUGAAGGCAGAACUGCAAGGACAUGCCUGGGUAGGCUGUGAUCCGGACUGUAGAAGUGACAACCUCCUGAUUGGCAUGUUCCACAGCAAAACCCUCCCCCAAAACAAGGAGAGAGUGUUGGCUUCACUGAGGGGGGAAGGUAAUUGCCGGGUGGUUGUUGCAACUACAGCUUUGGGGAUGGGGUUGAACUUCCCUAGUGUUUCACAUGUCGUAAUGUACGGCCCUCCGGGGGACCUAGAGUCAAUUUUACAACAGGUGGGCAGGGCUGGAGGCAUGGUCAGCCAUCACAUGACAUCCUAUACAACACUGGACAGUAUUUCAAGGUGGAUGAAGAGGUAA
Misgurnus anguillicaudatus (oriental weatherfish) is the source of this 1275-nucleotide messenger RNA. Lineage: Eukaryota; Metazoa; Chordata; Actinopteri; Cypriniformes; Cobitidae. The record is from RefSeq and is a predicted model, not a curated record.